Pseudozyma hubeiensis SY62 is the source of this 4788-nucleotide messenger RNA. RefSeq names its product likely protein kinase. Bases 1 to 4788 code for a protein of 1595 amino acids. NCBI's taxonomy places the organism in Eukaryota, Fungi, Basidiomycota, Ustilaginomycetes, Ustilaginales, Ustilaginaceae. The record is from RefSeq and is a predicted model, not a curated record. Gene Ontology annotation, molecular function: protein serine/threonine kinase activity; ATP binding. Gene Ontology annotation, biological process: peptidyl-serine phosphorylation; intracellular signal transduction. The transcript has 2 exons.
AUGAGCGCACCCACUCCUCUCCACCCAGCACCAGCAUCCGCACCCACCUCGGCCACCUCCAGCGCCGCAGUCUCUCGCGUCAGCAGCAUAAGGUCCAACGCCCCUCCACCGUCUUCUGCCUCGACAACCCGUAUCCGCAAAGGUCUGCUCUCAAGAACAGGAAGCGAAGCCGAAGAUAGGAUGUCCAGAGCUGCGUCUGCGUCUCAUCCGCAGCUCACCACCGACGAUGAUGACGACGAGUACAUGAUCAGCGACUCGGGACCCAUGCCUCGGCGCUUCGCCUCUCAGAACCGCGCCCCACCCGGUACAGCUAGCAGCUCGCGUCAAUCUUCCAACUCCUCGCUGCCUCACACCAAUUGGGCGAAUCGUCCCGGCGCGACCUCGCAUCCUCUCAAUGCAUCGUCGGCCAGCAUCGCAUCCGGCAACCGCAGCGGUAGCGGCGAUGCCAGCGAGGGCGCAGCAUCCAGCGUUGGAGGCGUCAGUCUGGGCCGAGCCAUGUCUGUCAGCUCCGUAAGCUCUGUCAACAGCACCAGCAGCCUUGAGGCGGUGCCUUUCCGCGAAGCUCCUCUCGGCAACGUCAGACUGGGAUUCGGCGGCGCGGCGGCACGCUUCGCCGCACGCAAUGCUCGUGCAGACCCGUACGGUUCGCUGUCGCUUGCUGCACAGCAGCCGACUGCGUCUCAGUCAGCUGCGGCGAACGUUGCUGGUCAGGACGUGGAUUCACAAAUGGCCGCCGCCGACAGCCGCGAGGCACACCACUACGCGACGAAUGACCCGUCGAGUUCCUCUGCAUUUGCGUCUGCCCCAUCGACCCAAGCUACUACUCUCGGCACGUCGCUGCCGAACUCCGAGAGGCACAAGGGCGUGCCCAAGCCGAUGACCGAUGCUUGGAUGUACCGCGUCGGUCCCGGUAUGCGCACCAACCGACCACCACGCCCCACAUCCAUCGCGACCUCAGAGCUGCCCGAGCUGCAGCUCGACGAAUCUCAGCUUGCUUCCUCCCCCGCCAAGCGUUCGCGCGAGGUCAUCCGGCAGAAGUUUGUCAAGGGCGCCGGUCGGCUCGGUAUCAAGACCAACAUCGUCACCUCUCUCGCUCCUUCCCCUGCCGAACACUACGACGUCUACAAUCCGCUCGACAGCUCCGAGGACGAGAUCAACUUGAUAUCGCCCACACGAACACCCUUGCCACGCAGCUCGAGUUACUUUUCAUCUGGCCCUCACAGCGCCAACACGGCACCCGCUACGCCGCUGCACGCUCUUCUCACACCGGUCCCGGCUGACUUCAGGACCAGCUCGGUCACCAACGCGCCCUUGUUCGUGCCCAAAUUCGCAGAGGACCUGCCAAGUGCCAGGCUUCAUCCGGAAGCAGCGGGUCACGCCGGAUCAGCCUUUGGACACGACGACACUCGUCUUGCUUCCAGCGCAGAUGCUGGCCACGCGCCCUCUCUACCACCUCUCGGCUAUGGAGCGCAAGCCGGUAGUAUCUCUUCCGACCUCGCGCCCUACCUCACCAACCUCACAUCAGGUCAGAUUGAUGGAGCUAGCCACACUCGACGCGGAUCGGCCGCAACGCACAAACCCGUGCUCAUGCGCAACGAGAGCAGCAACGACGCCUUUGAUCGCACCGCAUCGCCCGGUCUGCUCGUGCGCGACCCCAGUGCCGUGGAUGCUCCUGAUGCUGAGCCCGCGCUGUACACGCUCUCCGCGCCGGGCCUCUCGCUCGCCACACAGCGCUCGCCUCACGUCGAGCUCGCUGCCACGCCGUACAACGAGGCGCGAGCGUCGCCGCAUCCUACGCCAGCCGAGCUGGUUCGGAUGGAAGCGCAAGCGGGUAUCGCCUCGCUUCCGGACUCGCCGAGCGAGCCGUCGCCGGUCCCUGCUAGCUACUCGCCCGUCGUCGAGGAUGAAGACGUCACCGCCACAAAUACGCUGGCGAGGACGAAGAUCAGGCGACCGAGCAGCGCUACAGGCAGCGAGGCGGGAGCUAGCUCAUCUCGACGACCCGACUCGUUGCAGCGACCGCGAAUGUGGUCCAACGCAAAACGACCCGCGGUCCUUCGUGCGCGCACGAGCGAGAGCUCCAUCAGCAAAGGUCGCCGCAGUCAGAGCUCGGAUCGUCGCGCCUACUCGCCCAGUGGCCAAAGUCCCAUCGAGGGCCUGGUGCAGGAGUCACCUUUCGACAGACCAGGCACGCAUUCGAAGAAUAGCUCGAGCAGCACCGCCAUUGGUAUCGGCGAACUUGGUAUGCGUGCGCCACCUCACGUAGCUGUGAUUCCGGAGGACGAUGAUGGCGUACAUGGCACUGGCAGUGGUUAUGGCAGAAUCGAUACAUCGGAUCGAGUAGCGAUGCCGGCGCCGGGAGAGUUGGCUAGCAACUCUCCUGGAAUGACUCCCGGUAGAGAGCUACACGAAGGCAUGGCGCUCUCACCACCCAGUGCCGCGACGCUUCCCUUUGUCAUGCGAACGACGCCAGGACCACGCUCCGCAUCGCCCGCUUCGCAACUAGCACGGUCACCCGAGACCAUCCGUGUCGGACCCGCCCGCAUCACGGACUCCAUUUACGCCCGCAGCCCGGCAUCUAUCUCGCACAUCCAGAGUCCUCGUCUGCUCCCCACCUCAGCCUCCAGCGUACCGGAUCGGACCAACACCCCCUCACCACGCACCUUCUCCGCCCGCGGUCCGAACGACUUUCACUUCGGCGACACCCUCGGCGAAGGCUCCUAUUCGACCGUGCUCGAAGCGUGGGACCUUCUCUCCGGACCCAACCCCAAGGAGCCAGGCGUCGUCGACCCUACCGCCACCUCCGCCGCCUCCGCCAUGGUCGGCUCCGAAUCACACCGUCGUCGACGUCGCCGACUCGACCUCACCGGCCGCAAAGCCUACGCCAUCAAAGUCCUCGACAAGGUCCACAUCCUCAAACAGAACAAGCAGAAGUACGUCGCCAUCGAAAAGGAAGCUCUCAGCCGCAUGAUUCGCCAUCCAGGCGUCGUCACCCUCUUCUGGACGUUUCAGGAUCGCGAGAGCCUGUACUUCGUCUUGGAACUGGCGAGCAACGGCGAGCUGUUGAACUUCAUCCGGAAGCGCGGAAGCUUCGAUGUCGAGUCGGCGAGGUUCUACGCAGCCAUGUUGGUGGAUACGUUGGAAGCGAUGCACGUGGCAGGGGUGGUGCAUAGGGAUGUGAAGCCGGAGAAUGUGCUGUUGGAUGGCAAGAUGAGGGUCAAGAUUACGGAUUUCGGAAGUGCCAAGAUCGUUCACCCUGCGGGAGAGACGGAGAAGGUGGAGAGCGAGGUCAAGGAGGAAGAGGAAGGGGGAAGGAAGAGAGCGGCCAGCUUUGUGGGCACCGCCGAGUACGUUUCGCCGGAAUUGCUGGUGGAGAAGGCGCAGCCUGCUGGCAAACCUGCUGACUGGUGGGCGUUUGGAUGCGUCUUGUUCCAGAUGCUGGCGGGAAGACCACCGUUCAAAGGGGUGAACGAGUAUCAGACGCUGCAGAAGGUCAAGAAGAGGGAAUUCGAGUUUCCGGAGGGGUUCGAGGAGGAUGCGAAGGACCUGAUCGACAGGGUUCUGGCGUUGGAUCCAGCGGAAAGGUUGACUGCGGCAGAGAUCAAGGCGCAUCGGUUCUUUGGCUCGAUCGAUUGGAAGAAGUUGUGGGAGCAGGAUGCGCCAGAGAUACGGACGGGGUUGGUGCAGCCGUUGCCGACAGCGAGGGGAGAGGAGAGGACGAGCGAUUUCAGCUUUGAUGAAGGGUUUGGCAGUUCGGACGAGAGUCAAGCGUACAACGGAGAUACGCAGAGCAUCGAUAGGGACAACGCCGAGGGAGCGGAUGUGGGAGAGGGGACAGGCAUGGAUGAUGCGGAUGAUUCGGAUCUGUCAGAUGCGAGCUCUCAGAAUCAAGCGACGAGUUGGGGAAAAAGACAGAGUGGAUUGCAGAGGUUGACGGAUGGGUUCCAGUCGAGGUUCAUGUCGACCGGAUCGUCUAGUCCGCAGGCGAACGGGAGGAGGAGGUUUUCGAAUAUGUCGAUUGACGCCUCUCGUCCUGCGAUCGCGGAGACCAACACGGAGCCUUCAGCCGUCCCAAGACCAAUGCGACCUUUUUCGAGAUCCAUGCAGACCAUGUCGACAAAUCACCACCACAGCCCAAGUCCCAACUCUACCACGCGAAUCCAACCAUCGUCAUCCUCUUCGACCCCUGCAGCAGCUGCAGCAACCGCAAGCACCACCGGUACGACGAGCGUUGGACUGCAGCACAGCUGGGCAGCGCUGCUGCUGCCCAAAGAGGUGAUGCUGUACAGUCUACCCGUGGCGCAGAAGAAGACGGGUACGGGCAAGAUGUUUACCAAACGACGGCAGCUGGUGCUGACGGAUUUCCCGCGCUUGCUGUGCGUAAAGGAGACGGCUACUGCGCUCAAGGUCAAGAGCGAGGUGAUCCUGGCGAUUCGUGCGUCGCGAACGAACGGGGUUACGUCUGGCGAUGCUGGUGGGGGUCAGGGGGAUUUUGAAAGGCUCUCAGGGGGAAGACAUUCGACCGCACAGCCAGAUGACGAGGUAAGGGAGGAUGAAGCGGGGCACCAGCAACAACAGCAACAGCAGCAGCAGCAACAGGUGAUACCGAAUCUGCUGACUGGAUUGGAAUGGAGAGGCGGAAGAACGUUCUCGGUCAGAGUGGUGAACGGACGGUCGUUCGUUUACGAGACGUUGGGCGGAGGAGAUGCGGGUGCGCUGAGAGGUUGUCUGCCGAAGAGUGAAACCGGGAAGGACCGGAUCCUCCGGCUGCAGCCUUCCCGAGCCUAG